Molecule: messenger RNA, 2733 nt
Organism: Ruditapes philippinarum (Manila clam)
Lineage: Eukaryota; Metazoa; Mollusca; Bivalvia; Venerida; Veneridae
Product: ceramide synthase 2-like
Exons: 10
Coding region: 227-1384 (385 amino acids)
Biological process (GO): ceramide biosynthetic process
Cellular component (GO): membrane
Molecular function (GO): sphingosine N-acyltransferase activity; DNA binding
Source: RefSeq, a predicted model, not a curated record
GCAUAUAUCGAUCUCAGAGCGUUUGCGAGAUACAUUUUCCCUCUCAGACUAUCAUGAUUCCCCUGGAAUAAAGUAUUAGAGCCAAGUCGUCUGUAAUGAUGCGAAUCGAUCUUAAUAGACGCUUGGUAUCAGUAAAGCGCCUUCGCCAGACAUUUUGCAUUCUGUACAUAACAGAGAUCGAUUUGCGCAUUAUGAGAUAGGAAAAAAAAGUGAAAGGAAUAAGUUGAUGAUGAAAUCUUUUACUGAUGUAAUUUGGGAUGAAAGUUUGUGGUUCCCGGGAGUGUUUAUGGGGAAAUCGUAUGGCUGGAAGGAUUUACGCAACGAGCCGGAAUCAAGCAUCUACCUCCCUCAGAUUUGGGAUCUGCAUUGGUGUAUCGUCGUCGGCGUUAGCUUUGUCUUUCUUAGGGUCAUCGUGGAAAGAUUAAUUUUAACACCUGUCGGGUAUUAUUUGGGAAUUCCAAGAAAACAACAGUGUAAAUUGACGCCAAUCCCACAACUUGAGGCGGCCUAUAGGAAGAACAAAAUACACAAACAGAAACACGACUUCCAGUUACUGUCAAAGCAAACUGACCUAACAGAGAGACAAAUAGAGGUGUGGCUUAAAAAACGAAAAAGGCAAGAUGCCACGCCUCCUAUUCGUAAAUUUUGCGAAAGCGGAUGGCAUUUUCUGUUCCGGACCAUAUCUUUUAUAUACGGCUUGUGUGUACUUUGGAAUAAAUCCUGGUUUAGUUCUAGUAAAGAAGUUUGGACAGGAUGGCCAAAACAGGAUAUAUCACAUGGUAUAUACUGGUAUUACAUGAUAGAACUGGGAUUUUAUUGGAGUUUGAUUUUCACGUUAGUCAGUGACCAUAAAAGAGCGGAUUUUACACAGAUGUUGAUUCAUCAUAUAGCUUCUAUAGUUUUGAUUUAUUUCUCCUGGUUAACAAAUUUUGUGAGAAUUGGUACGCUAGUUCUUAUAAUCCACGAUGCAUCCGAUCCCUGGUUAGAGAUUGCCAAAUUAGGAAUUUAUCUCAAAUGGAAGAAAGCUACUGACGGUUUCUUCACAAUUUUUGUCUUAGUUUGGACACUAUCUCGACACUUUCUGCUGCCUUAUUGCGUCCUAUACCACACCACGUACGAGUAUUUAGACUUUGUUGACAAACUGCCAUUCGUCUAUUACUUCUUCAAUUUCUUCCUCUACUUACUGAUGGCACUAAGCUGUGUAUGGUCAUACCAUAUAUACAAGAUGGUCUAUCAAAAACUACGCCAAGGGGAGGUAACUGACUCACGAAGUGAUUCCGAGGGAGACUCUAGCUCAGGGGAAACAACUUCAAAUGGAAGCACCGAUAAAGAUCACGUUAAAAACGGGAUAAUUAAAAAGCAAAUUUAUAAUGAAAAGAAAUGAUAAUGAUUAUUAUUUACAGAGCACAUAGAUUACAACUUUCACAAAAAAUUCUUGAUAGGAACUCCACUGAGGUCCACUGAGGUCCAAAAGACUAAAAUAUAAAAAUUGAAUUUCUUACAAAGCUGCGGCAAUUUAAACAGAAAACUAUGUAAAAGAUAUAUGAGAAAGAUACUCUGAAUAAAUUGAAUAUCGUAUUUUUGUGCUAUUUUUAGCCCGAUUUGAGUGUAAAGCGUUGCAACUCUUUUCAAUUUUGGAUCAUUUUUUUCACAAUUAGAAUAAUCAUUCUGGAAAAACCGAGUGAACGAAUGAUCUGAAAUUUAGCACACAUGUUACUGGUCUAGACCUACAUGUACAUUAAAUGGAACAAUAAUCUCGAAAAAUUGUUCCCAGUCCCGACAUGUCAAAUAAACCUCAGUGGAGUCCCUGAUAAUUGAUCAUUCAAAUUAAUGUCACGUGACCCGUUGCUAGUUUUCGGUGCUUCUUAGCAAUCAAUAACACUACAUUAAAUUUUUCAUUUUUCUUCCUUAUUUGAAAUUUAAUAUUUUAUAGUGGAUUGCAUUGAUUCUUAUUGUUAAAGGCGCAUUAUGCGUCAGGAAUCCACAAACCACUUAUUAAUGAAUCUUAAAGGCCCAUUAUGCCUCAAAACCUUUUUUAUUGUUGAUAUUUUGUUACAGUUACAGUUUACAAAACAAUUUUCUCAUUUACCAUAUAGAUGAACCAUCUUUUGCUUUCGUUAGCAAUGGGUAUAAUCGCAGAGAAUGUGUAUUUUGUAUGGAAGUGAAAAUACUACUUUGUUUACUUUUACUUUUUGCUGCCUUUACAACACAUUACUACACAUUCAGCGCAAUUUUCUUCAGCUGUUUUACAUCUCAUAAUUAUGUUCUAAAUCCAUUAUCAACAAAUUAUUAAACUUUUUUUUGUUGACAUUUCUAAAGAAUUAAAACAAAUGGAUUUUUGAGGCAUAAUGUGCCAUUUAAUUAAUAAUUUUUUUCGCUGUAUUAUAUUGUAUGCGUAAUACCUCUAUAAUGUUCAGCAUUUUUACACGUUUAUUUAUAAAUACCUCUACAUACAUGUAAUUUAUUUACAGUAUAUAUAUUUUGAACCUAUAGAUACCUCCAUAAAUUAAUUAUUUACAAUACAUGUAUAUUCAUUUAUUUCCAUGGACACUGCUUUACUUAUCAAACGUUUCAACUAAUAAUUGCAACAUAUUAUAUGAAUCCGUUUUUAUGUAAUUUUUUUAAUGAUACACACCAAAAACAGAAUAUAUGGAAUAUAGAAAAAUUAUGACCUUUGUUCACGUUGUUCUUAAGUAAAACUAUGAUGCAAAUUAAUAAAAUUAUUAGAAAAAU